AGCAGCACUUUGUCCGUCCAGGCAGCACCUUCCUCCAGCUUCGCCGCCGCGCUCCGCAAGCUCGCCAAGCAGGCAGAGGAGCCCAGAGGGUCAUCCAUAAGCAGCGAGUCGUCCCCGGUCUCCUCGCCGGCCACCAACCACAGCUCCCCUGCCAGCACCCCCAAGCGUGGCCCCAUGGGCCCCAUCAUCGUGCCCCCGGGGGGGCACAGCGUGCCCAGCACGCCGCCCGUCGUCACCAUCGCCCCCACCAAGACGGUCAACGGGGUCUGGAGGAGCGAGGGCAGACAGCAAGAAGCGGGGUCACGGGGCAGCAGCAGCAGCAGCAGCCGUGAUCGCCUCAUCUCGGAUCCCCCCCUUGCACAGGAGAAAGCAGGGGGGCCCACCGUGCCCUCCCACCUCUUGGGGACACCCUACUCCUUUGGGCUGCCCCCCAGCUCCGUUGUCCAGGACUCCCGCUUCCCACCCCUCAACCUGCAGCGGCCGGUCCACCACGUGGUGCCUCCCAGCGCCGUCACCGAGGAUUACCUGCGCAGCUUCCGUCCCUACCACACGGCCGAGGACCUCCGCAUGUCCUCCCUGCCACCCCUCGGCCUGGACCCGGCCACUGCUGCUGCUUACUACCACCCCAGCUACCUGACGCAUCACCCCUUCCCACACCCUGCCUUCAGGAUGGACGACUCGUACUGCCUGUCGGCGCUGCGGUCCCCCUUCUACCCGCUGCCGGCGCCGGGCUCGCUGCCCCCCCUGCACCCCUCGGCCAUGCACCUGCACCUCUCGGGGCGCCGCCUGCGCCAGGAGAAGGAAGAUCGGCAAUCCCAAGUCUCGGAAUUCCGGCAACAAGUGCUGGAGCAGCACCUGGACAUGGGACGUGCCCCGAGCCAGCCCGAACCCGAGCACCGGUCUGAGCACUCCAGCAUCCUACCCCCUUGUACUAGCACCCUGCUCUAUCCCUCUCCCAAGCCAGGUCCCUGUGGGUUCCUCAGUGUCCUGACAGGUUACUAUUACGACCUGGACGACUCCUGCGACGACAGCGACGAGGAGGAGGUGCGGGCCCACCUCCGCUGCGUGGCCGAGCAGCCCCCGCUGAAGCUGGACACGUCCUCCGAGAAGCUGGAGUUCCUGCAGCUCUUCGGCCUCACCACGCAGCAGCAGAAGGAGGAGUUGCUGAGCCAGAAGCGGCGCAAGCGGCGGCGGAUGCUGCGGGAGAGGAGCCCCUCGCCGCCCACGGUGCAGAACAAGCGCCGCACGCCCUCCCCGCGCCUCCCGCUCUCCACCCGAUACAGCCCCGACGAGAUGAACAACAGCCCCAACUUCGAGGAGAAGAAACGCUUCCUCACCAUCUUCAACCUCACCCACAUCAGCGCUGAGAAGAGGAAAGACAAGGAGAAGCUGGUGGAGAUGCUCCAGGCCAUGAAGCAGAAGACCACACCGGCCGCCGUGGUGGUGAAGAGCUCCCCACGGGACAGCCCCAGUGGCCCCGCCACCGAGCCACCAGUCCCGCCGCUCCUGCUGGAUCCAGAUAAACCCAUGGGCAUCGCUGUCUCCCUGCCGGAGGCACAGAAGACGACAGAGCCAGGCAGGUUAGACCAGCUGAGGCCCCAAGAGCUACCCAGGGCCAAGGAACUGGCAGAGAAACCCCCCCGGCUGAGUGACGGGCACCCUGGGAAGAAGGCGCUGAGCAUCCUCGGCUACGUCAGGGGUCCCCUGCCCAAGGACAUCCCGGUGCCGCUGUCCCACAGCAUGAAUGGCAAGAGCAAGCCCUGGGAGCCCUUCAUUGCCGAGGAGUUUGCCCAUCAGUUCCACGAGUCGGUGCUGCAGUCCACACAGAAGGCGUUGCAGAAGCACAAAGGGGGGACGGCGGCGCUGACGGCCGAGCAGAACCACAAGCUGGACACCUCCAUCCACUACAACAUCCCCGAGCUCCAGGCCUCCAGCCGCCUGGCUGCACCCCCCCACAACGGCACCGCCGAGGGGCCCCUGCCCCACCGGGCACUGCCCCCCCUGCCCCGGGACUCUGCCUCCGAGGAGGAGGACGAGGAGGAGGACGAAGAAGAGGAAGAGGAGGAGGAGUACCCCAGGCCCAAGUGGCAAGGGAUCGAGGCAAUUUUUGAAGCUUACCAGGAACAUAUAGAAGAACAAAACCUGGAGCGCCAAGUGCUGCAGAGCCAGUGCCGGCGGCCGGAGGCCCCGCACUACAGCCUGAGCCUGACGGCAGAGCCGCUCUCGCACAGCAUGGCGGCACCCCAUGAUCUCCUGGUCCCCUUUGCCAGGCACCCAUGA
Molecule: messenger RNA, 2280 nt
Organism: Chaetura pelagica (chimney swift)
Lineage: Eukaryota; Metazoa; Chordata; Aves; Apodiformes; Apodidae
Gene: GSE1
Product: Gse1 coiled-coil protein
Exons: 14
Coding region: 175-2280 (701 amino acids)
Source: RefSeq, a predicted model, not a curated record